AAAGUGACUAUGCGCGUUGGGUUAAACAAGAAUACGAAAGAGAUGAUCUUUUACUGAAAAUAAAAUCAAAUAUUUUUCGUCAAGUUUCUAAUAGGUCUGAGAGUUCUCUUGUUAAAGCUAUCGCACACUUAAUCGAGGCUUCUUUACGCUGA
Molecule: messenger RNA, 152 nt
Organism: Racocetra persica
Lineage: Eukaryota; Fungi; Glomeromycota; Glomeromycetes; Diversisporales; Gigasporaceae
Source: the annotation of a GenBank genome assembly